AUGUGUUUGAACAGAGGCCUCCGGAGUCUAUUAGCGACAUCACCGCCCAUCACGGAGCGGCUCUGCUCAGCUCCUGAGCGUGAUGGCGUCUGCACACCUGUGACCCACCCGCCCGGGCGUCGCUCUGUGACUCGCAGCGGCUCCCCGUUGCCCAAGCCUGCUCCACUCCAGGAGCAAAACCUCUUAUGGGGCCCUGGCCACCCUCCGCACCUGGGCAGUGAGCCGCCGGUGCCCCCGAGCCCCCGGGCCGUCCCUGGCGCUUCUGCCCACUGCGUGUGGGAAGGAUGGCGGGUGGCCAGCAAGGGGCUCAAGAGACCGGAGUCCACAGGGGCCGACGCGGUAGUAGCUGACCUUCCCCGCUGCCGGGGGCUGGCUGGGGCUGGCUCCAAAACCCCAGACAGUUUCCCGAGAGGUACUGCCUUUCAGAGCCGCUCCGGCCUGCCAGCUGGGCUUCAGACCUUCCAGGCCCUCGGUGCUGCCCGCUGCCCCACGGCGGGCGUGUCGGCUGGGCGUGCAGUGAGGCGCUGGGCGGUCAGCUGCGCUCUCCCGCACGCGGGCAAAGCCCACCGGCGCCUCCUCUCACGCUCUCGUCGCUGUGCCCGUCUCCGCCUGUUGAGAAGUGCCUGCCUCGGGCUGUGCCUCCUGGCUUCCCUCUUUCCUGUGGAUUCGCAGGCGUUCGCGUGCUGGCUGCUCUGCUUCUCAUCCCGCCGCAUGCCCCCUGGUGUGAUGUUGACGGUGAGGCCGCUGCAGUUUAGGGACCUCCAGCUCCUGGUCCGGUAA
This is a messenger RNA of Rangifer tarandus platyrhynchus (Svalbard reindeer), 780 nucleotides long. The record is from the annotation of a GenBank genome assembly. Lineage: Eukaryota; Metazoa; Chordata; Mammalia; Artiodactyla; Cervidae.